Messenger RNA from Ilex paraguariensis (yerba mate), 552 nucleotides. The record is from the annotation of a GenBank genome assembly. Lineage: Eukaryota; Viridiplantae; Streptophyta; Magnoliopsida; Aquifoliales; Aquifoliaceae.
AUGGCGAUUCUGAUCACCAAGUGCUUGAUCUCGGUACUGAUAGCUGUGUUCUUGUUGUCUUCGUCUACGAUUGCCAGCUCGGAAACUCCAUUCAUCGUGGCUCACAAGAAGGCCACCCUUAACAAACUAAAAUCCGGCGCUGAACGAAUCUCCGUCUCCAUCGACAUCUACAACCAAGGAUCUGCGACGGCAUACGAUGUCAGUCUAACUGAUGAUAGCUGGUCCCAAGAUGUAUUUGACAUUGCCACUGCUAACACUUCAAUGUCGUGGGAUAGGCUUGAUGCUGGUGCGCUUCUGUCACACUCUUUUGAAUUGGAGUCCAAAGUGAAAACACAGUUUUAUGGUGCACCAGCAGUUAUCACCUUCCGCGUGCCCACAAAGGCUGCUCUACAGGAGGCAUACUCAACUCCAAUUCUGCCCCUCGACAUUCUGGCAGAAAGACUUCCUGAGAAGAAGUUUGAGUGGGUAAAGAUUGUUAGCAAAAUAUGGGUCCUUAAUAUCAGUGAUCUCCAUUGUGGUUCUGUUCAUAUACCUGGUUGCAAGCCCAUCUAA